Xyrauchen texanus (razorback sucker) is the source of this 1974-nucleotide messenger RNA. Its product is annotated as tyrosine-protein kinase SYK-like. The coding region runs from base 96 to 1922 and encodes 608 amino acids. NCBI's taxonomy places the organism in Eukaryota, Metazoa, Chordata, Actinopteri, Cypriniformes, Catostomidae. Gene Ontology annotation, molecular function: signaling receptor binding; non-membrane spanning protein tyrosine kinase activity; ATP binding. Gene Ontology annotation, biological process: cell differentiation; positive regulation of alpha-beta T cell proliferation; neutrophil activation involved in immune response. The transcript is spliced from 13 exons. The record is from RefSeq and is a predicted model, not a curated record. Gene Ontology annotation, cellular component: cytoplasm; extrinsic component of cytoplasmic side of plasma membrane.
GCACGUAUUUCACUCCUCCCCUGACUGCAGUUGUCUCUCCUCUACUUUCAAGGCUAUUAGUGAGUGUCUAAUCAUCAGCUGAAGGUUUAAGAAAUAUGGCUGACAGGGUGCAGGCACUGCCAUACUUCUUUGGCAACAUCACGCGAGAGAAGGCAGAGGAGUACCUGAGACACGGUGGGGCAGGAGAUGGUCUGUACUUGCUUCGGCAAAGUCGCAGUUCCCUGGGCGGCUAUGCCCUCUCAGUGUCCUAUGGCCGGCAGUUCUACCACUACACCAUUGAGAGAGAGCUGAAUGACACACAUGCCAUCGCAGGGGGCAAGUCACACCGAACCCCAAUAGAUGUGAUCGAUUAUCACUCACAGGAGUCUGAUGGACUCAUCUGCCUGCUGAAGAGAUCUUUUAACCGGCCGCGUGGCACAGAGCCUAAAGUCGGCCCUUUUGAAGACCUGAAGGAGCAGCUUAUUAGGCAGUAUGUCAAACAAACCUGGAAGUUGCAGGGCUCAGCUCUCGAUCAGGCUAUCAUCAGCCAGAGGCCUCAGCUAGAGAAACUCAUUGCAACAACAGCUCAUGAAAAGAUGCCAUGGUUCCAUGGCAAGAUAGACCGGGAGGACUCAGAGCAGCGUUUACUCAGGAACCCACACAUCAAUGGAAAAUUCCUAAUAAGACAGAGAGAAACCAAUGGCAGAAUGGUGUCCUAUGCUCUCUGUCUGCUACAUAAUAACCAAGUCAUGCACUAUCGUAUUGAUAAGGAUAAGGCAGGCAAACUCUCCAUUCCUGAUGGCAAGAAGUUCGACACACUUUGGCAGCUUGUAGAACACUACUCUUACAAGCCAGACGGCCUGCUCAGAGUGCUUACCGAGUCCUGCCCGAGAUCAUCAAAUUCAGCGCAAGGUGCAACUGGUGGAUUACUCUCCAGAAUCAAAUCGUACUCCUUUCCCAAACCUGGCCAAAAAAAGGGUCAUCUUCCAAAUCCCUAUGACUUUGAUUUAAUCCACAGAAGUGACCUUCUUAACCCAGGUAACAUCUUUAACACUGAGGCUAUGCCAAUGGACACACAGGUGUAUGAAAGUCCAUACGCAGAUCCCGAAGAGCUUCGGUCAGCCACUGUGAAUCGAAUCAACCUGACUCUUGAAGAUGAAGAAUUGGGCUCAGGCAACUUUGGCACUGUGCGAAGAGGCGUCUACCAAAUGAGGAAGACACAAAAAGUGGUGGCGGUCAAGAUCCUGAAGAAUGAUGAUGAUAAUGCAGCUGUAAAGGAAGAGAUGUUGCGUGAAGCCAGCGUCAUGCAGCAGCUGGAUAAUCCAUACAUCGUUCGCAUGAUCGGCAUCUGUGAAGCUGAAAAUCUCAUGCUGGUCAUGGAGCUUGCUGAGCUGGGCCCAUUGCACAAGUUCCUGCAGAAGAACAAACAUAUCUCUGAGAAGAACAUUACUGAGCUGGUUCAUCAGGUCUCUAUGGGAAUGAAGUAUCUAGAAGAACACAACUUUGUUCACAGAGAUCUGGCUGCCAGGAAUGUCCUGUUAGUUACUCAGCACUAUGCCAAGAUCAGCGACUUUGGACUCUCAAAAGCCCUGACAGAGGAGGAGAACUAUUACAAGGCUAAAGGUCAUGGAAAAUGGCCGGUGAAAUGGUACGCCCCCGAGUGUAUGAAUUACUUCAAGUUCUCAUCUAAGAGUGACGUGUGGAGCUUCGGGGUCCUGAUGUGGGAGGCUUUUUCAUAUGGGCAGAAACCAUACAAGGGUAUGAAGGGAAAUGAUGUGAUUCAGAUGAUUGAGAGUGGAGAUAGGAUGGCCCCCCCACCCAACUGUCCAAUGGAGAUGUACGAUCUCAUGAAGAAAUGCUGGACGUACAAGGCAGAUGAAAGACCUGGAUUUUCUGUGGUUGAACCCAGAUUGAGACAUUACUAUUAUGACAUAGCUCAAUGAUGACCUUUCCCUAAGGACAUCCAAAAUAAUGCGAUACAUUUUUUGAAAACAG